UACCCUGGUCAACGUUAAAUUAUAAUCAAUAUGGCUAAACGAGUAAUGACUAUGUUAACUAUAACCGUCUUCGCCGUUUUUAUUCAAUUAGCGUACUCUUGUUGUGGACCUGCUCAGUGGGAAGGAUAUGAGGGUGUGUCUAUGGGAUUGAAGGUCAAUGGGACAGGUGAAGAGGGUACAGGACUUCUGAAUAUGUCAGUUGAUGCCAAUAUAAACAAAGUAGUCAUCAGAGGAUACAGUUUGUGGAACGGUCAGCAACAAGUAAAACAGCAUCUUCUCUACGAUUAUUCAGCUGAGAAAAGUUACAAUGUUUACGAUGGUAAAUGUUCAAUAGAAGACUUAGCACCAUAUCCAGGGAAAGUUAACUGUGUACCAUCUGAUGCUAAACUGGUGUUGUCUACCUUUUAUGGUUCUGGAGACAAUAAGUACGAGAUUGAUAUUUAUGAAUUUAUGGUAGAUGGUAAGAAAAUGGAGAUGACUGUAAAUAAAGGAACCUGUAUUCCUGUUGGAGAACAUCAGCAAUUGGCCAAUGGCUUUGCCGAUAUUAGCUUCAUGGGGAUUACAGAAGGAAUAAAAGACCCAAAAGUGUUCGAUAUCCCACCAGAGUGCAAUAGAGCGAGAUCAGUUUCUCCGAGAAUGCAGUAUAUUAAAAAGAUUGGACAUUUUUAAGGUGAAAAAAAAGAAAGAAAUAACUUCCGUUUGAGGAAAUAUUGGUAG
Messenger RNA from Mytilus trossulus (common blue mussel), 717 nucleotides. RefSeq lists its product as uncharacterized. Bases 31 to 669 code for a protein of 212 amino acids. Gene Ontology annotation, biological process: cell-matrix adhesion. Gene Ontology annotation, cellular component: extracellular region; lysosome. The record is from RefSeq and is a predicted model, not a curated record. The transcript has 5 exons. Gene Ontology annotation, molecular function: calcium ion binding. NCBI's taxonomy places the organism in Eukaryota, Metazoa, Mollusca, Bivalvia, Mytilida, Mytilidae.